This is a messenger RNA of Pelodiscus sinensis (Chinese soft-shelled turtle), 3580 nucleotides long. The record is from RefSeq and is a predicted model, not a curated record. NCBI's taxonomy places the organism in Eukaryota, Metazoa, Chordata, Testudines, Trionychidae.
AGUCCUGUGUCACUGUGUCUUGGAAUUUCAAUUCAAUGGACUAUGCACAGAAAUAUGUUGUGAAGAAUUAUUUCUACUACUACCUGUUCAAGUUUUCAUCUGCCUUGGGUGAAGAGAUUUUUUACAUCACAUUCCUUCCAUUCACCUACUGGAACAUCGAUCGUGAUGUGUCAAGGAGGCUGAUAAUGAUGUGGUGUAUUGUGAUGUACAUAGGUCAAGUCACUAAGGACAUCCUGAAGUGGCCUCGUCCUCAUUCACCUCCGGUUGUGAAGCUGGAAAUGAGAGCAGAAUAUGGAAUGCCAUCCACCCAUGCCAUGGCAGCAACGUCCAUUUCCUUCACAUUGUGUAUUUCAGCAGUCAACCAAAACGAGUAUCAAUUUGUGCUAGGACUAAUGGCAGCAUUUGUAUUUUCCACGCUGGUGUGUCUCAGCAGGCUUUACACUGGAAUGCACACUAUACUGGAUGUGAUUGGUGGAACUCUGAUUUCAGCUGCAUUAAUUGCACUCACAUGUCCUGCAUGGGAUAUUAUAGACCAUCUGAUGUUAACUAGUCCAUUCUGUCCUAUACUUUCCAUAGUUGUGCCUCUUUUCUUAUGCUACAACUAUCCCAACCUAGAGGAUUACAGCCCUACCCGAGCAGACACAACUACUAUCCUUGGAGCAGGAGCUGGAGCCACCAUAGGAUUUUGGUUAAAUAACCUGUAUGCAGCAUCAAACUAUCCCAAUGAAAGUCUGCAGCUCAGUUUUCCUUCAAUCGGUGAAAUGAUGAUGGUGGUACUGGCAAAGUUCUUAGUAGGGAUUUUUGUUCUUUUGGUCGUACGUUAUUUCAUCAAAGGCAUGGCCCUCCACAUUUUGUGUUCCAAGUACCAGGUUUCUGUCAAUGAUCUAGAAGCCAAACGACGACUGGAAAUAGAAGUGCCCUACAAAUUUAUAACAUAUUCUUCUGUUGGCUUCAGUGCAACAGUGAUUGUCCCAUUAUUGCAUGAGUUAUUAGGAUUAAUAUGAGUGCUGUGCAUUAUUAGAAAUAAUUUAUGGCAAAACCAUGUCAGAGAUGCAAAAAAAUUACACAAAGAUAUAAGACUUUGCCAAAAAGUAUGGUGUACCUGUCUGCACUGGCCUUAAAAUACCUACUAUUGAAUAUCUCAGGGAAUCAGUUUGUAUAAAUAAUUUAGGGUUAGACAUUACUGGCUAUUAUGUACCCACAACUACAGAUCUGUGAUCUAGGUGGUUAGUAUUAUGAGUAUAAAGACAAGAACUCCUAUUUAUAUGGCUUUUGUUUACUUUCCAAAAAGCUACCAUGUGCUAGGAUCAGUGUUGUCUCACUCAGGAUUCUGCCUCAGUAUGUCACUUUUCAGUUUUGGAAACAUCAUGAAGGUGAUGCUCACAUGAUUCCCCUCACUGCAUCCUACAAUCCCUGAUGGUCUCCCACACUUCAGGUAAGGGGUUCAGUUUUAUGCACCCCACAGAGGGUGUAACAGAGGCAAGGGAACAAUCUUGCUGCAGAGACAGAACCAGCUGCACAGUGCUCAGGAAUUGGGGUUAAAUCCUACUGUUAAGGAAAAAAGUGUGCAUGUGUGCACAGUGGGAGUUCGUCUUGUGUGGAAAAGACGCUGCCAAUCUAUUAUUAAAGGUCCACUCUUCAGCCUAUCAAUUCUCAGUAUUGUGUUGGCCCUGGUAAUUGAGCAGCCAAAGGAAGGAAAUGCUGAGGGGGACAAAUCCACAGGGAAGGUAGCGGGAAGUUUGAAGUGAUCAAAAAGGCUACAUGGGUAGUUAGCCAAAACCAAAAUAAGAAUAGCUUGAAAUGACGUAGGACCAUGAAGCUGUGCUUAAAACUGGCAUUGAUUCAGUGGAAGUGUCCUGCUGACUAAGAUACCAGAUGCUCUUGGGAAUGAACACGCACAGAAACCGUAAACCUAGAUAGCAUCACACACAUUUCCCUUGAGACUGCUCUUCAUUGUUAAAUGUUGAAAUUUGAUGAUGCUUUGUAUUUGCUACUUGAUGUAAUCUGUCUUCUGAGUACAGACAUUCUUCCUUAUUAAGACUUGUUUUACCAAUUGGAAUGCUUCAGAAAACUAACUUUAUUCUUGUAUGUUUCAAAAUGUGACUUACAUAUUACUGGAAAUUCUGCUUGGAAAUGCUCCAACUAGGGAAUGUAGGGAGUCCAUGUGCUCCUGGAUCAAUAUCGCAGCUGACAUAGAUUUCCUCUUAACCAAGUCACUUACUCACCUAGCCUCAGUUCUCCCAUCUGUGAAAAGGCAACAGUAAUAUCUGAAAAGGCAACAGGGAUGCUGUGAGGACUAAUUAGCAUUUAAAGUGUAUCAUGUAAAGUGCUGAAUAUUAAUAUUCAAAUAACUAUAAAAUACACUGAAGUGAUUCCAUAACUUUCUAGUGCUAAGCUCCACCAUGCUUUGUCUUCUAUGCAUCUUGAAAUUGGAUACAACAAUAAUUGUGUUCUUAACCACUAAUAGUUAAGGGUGGCUGCUGCUGCUACUUCCAAGCCAGUUAAAAGUAUUAGCAAUUGCACCAGAGAGCAGCUAGAAGUUCAGCUGUGAUGAGCCAUUUUUUUAAACUGAACCAUAUGCUGCUCGACCUUGACUUCUCCUACAGUCUCUCCUCUGCCGCAGUUACAUGUUAUACUGUUAUAGCUGAAAGCAUGCUCUGGAGACCUUUUCUUUCAUCAUUUAUAGUACGUAGAGCCACCACUUUCCUAUUGGUCGCUGUUUUUUUUAAUCAUUAUUUGAGUAUGUUGAGGAUCUAGGCCAUUUAAAAAAAAACUAGCAUUUUCCUCCGUAAAACGAAUGUUUAAUUUAUGAGUAGAGUUAAAUGUGGAAGAAUGUAAAGAGGGUGAAUUACCAGUGGUUGGCUAGUUUUAGAAUCAUGUAUUUAAUGAGUAUGGCUUUGCCAUGAUUGCCACUGAGCAGACUUGGAAGAUACUCUUGCUUUUAGAAAAAGUUAGCACUCUAGUACAAUAGGAGAUAGAAAAUGACCAUUUUAAAUACAGUGCUUCUUUUUAGAUUUGUAAGGGCCGUGGUUUAACAGUACUUAAAAUUAUGGUGGACACACAUUCAUAGCCUAUUCAAAAUUUAAUCCCAGUUUAGUAAAUAUGAACACUUCAUUACCAAGAUGUAUAGAAGACUAUAGCCAAAUCAAACUGCACUUAAUACUUACUCCACAAGAGAUACCUUAAAACACUGUCCAAUAAAGGAUUUUAUGAUAUAGGGCUACAUUAAGGCAAAAAAUCUGAAGCCCUAUAGAGGUAUUAUUCAACGUCUUAGUGGAAGGGACUAAAGCAGAAAAAAAAUUACAGUAAGUAGAAGGUUCCUUAACACUGUCAAUUAAACUAAAAUGUCUUGAGUCUUUCAUGUAGUUGUAGUUAAAAUACUGCUUUUCUGAACUGCAGCUUUUCUGUGCUAUCAAACUUUAUGUAUAUAGAUGUGGAUUUAUGUAGUAUGUGCACAUUUCUAUUUUUGUAGCAUUCAGGUUCAUGUGAUUUUUAUGCAGCCCAUAAAAAGUGUUUUCUUUCAGAAGUCCUACCUCGUUCGCUUCAAAAUUUAAAAUAAAUAUAUUUCCAAAAGCUGGUA